UCUUGAGGUUCCCGAUUUUAAUGCAUGGGCCCUAUGGGUAGCUUGUCCUCUAGAGUCAGUAUAGUAACUCUAUGAACGCUGCUGAUCGAGCUAUGGUGGCUAGCUACCGAGCGUCGGUGGAGCGCCCGAGCCUGCACCAAGCGAAAUCAAAGAAAUGCCUCGACUCGGUGGACAUAGCCUUCAUGGCCAACAGUGCGGAGGUGCUCUUUUGCUGCUUCCAGCUGGCUCUUGUCCUUUGCAUGGAGUAUCUGCAAAUUACAAGGAACCCUGUACCUGUCUGUUGCUGAAGCAUGAUGGACAGCUAUCCUUGAGCAGUUGGAAGGCAAGGCUGUAGCCCUCCGUGGCUUGAGAGCUGUGCAGCAACACAGCAAUAGGCACGGCACCUGCUUUUGUGGCGGCUUACAAGGGUGCGAUUGGAUGGAAGGCUGAGCAACGUACCCAGAGAUGUAGUGCUGCUGCUUACAUCGUUCUUGCACUCAAACACAGGGAAUGACGCAGUGCUGUAGUGGAGUUUGAAGAUACAAGCAGAGACCAGUUUCGUUGACAAGGAUGCUGCAUCGGUCGGUCUUACACCCCUUGUGGUGUCCUACUUCAAAGAUGGCCUCAGCCAACUCGUACAAGUACAUGAGGCAUCAACAGAGAUGACCGGUGAUUUUCUUGACAGCCUGCCCAUUUGCCCAGUCAUAGUUGCACUUGGUCAGUCCAUCUUUCAAUGCACCUGCCAUCUGUUUGUGGAUAGGGAGCUCGUAAUACCAAACAUCGGCUUGAAGCUGUCUAUUGAGUACCUGUUUGCUGUCCACUACUGCUUGAACAUCAAAUUUGCCACACGUGUAGGGGCAACCUUCGAAUUUCUUCAGAGCUCCUCUGAUGGCCGAAGACAGGCUCAUGUUCUGGCUGAGGUUCAUGUUCUUUGAAUACACAAUUCAAAGUU
Messenger RNA from Dermacentor albipictus, 931 nucleotides. NCBI's taxonomy places the organism in Eukaryota, Metazoa, Arthropoda, Arachnida, Ixodida, Ixodidae. The record is from RefSeq and is a predicted model, not a curated record.